This is a messenger RNA of Microthlaspi erraticum, 795 nucleotides long. NCBI's taxonomy places the organism in Eukaryota, Viridiplantae, Streptophyta, Magnoliopsida, Brassicales, Brassicaceae. The record is from the annotation of a GenBank genome assembly.
AUGGAAAAAGUUCAACAAGAUUGCUAUAACGAGUGGAUGAGUUUACAAGCCAAACGCAUGACAGAGCUUAAACAGGCCUUAUCCAGCGGUGAGAAAGACGAUGCCGAGCUUCGAAAAUUGAUACGUACGGUGGUCGGAGAGUUUAAAGAUUACGCCGCAAAACGAUGUAAACAUUCUCGUCGAUUUAGCUCAAACUAUUUCGCUCCGACAUGGAACACUUGUCUUGAAAACGCACUUCUCUGGAUGGGAGGUUGUCGUCCUUCUUCGUUUAUACGUCUCGUCUACGCCAUGUGUGGCUCUCAGAUCGAGCUCCGGCUAACUAACUUCCUCCGCAACAACAACAUUGACGGUCUAAGCAUGGAAGAUGGUGAGACAGAUGGCGGCGGUGGUGGCAGCAUAGGAGGAGGAGAGCCGAUGAGUGAUCUAACGGCCGAGCAAUUAUUCAAGAUUAACGAGCUUCAUAUCAAAACGGUGGAGGAAGAGAAUAAACUGACUAAGCGAUCGGCGAGUUUACAAGAGGACACAGCGGAUAUGCCUAUUGCCGUCUCGGCGUUUUACAAAGAGGUGAUCGGAGAAGCUGACGUGGUGGUGGAGCGUGCGCUUGAUAAGCAUGAAGAGGAUAUGGCUGGUUUAUUGGCUGAAGCGGACAAGCUGAGGUUGACCACGUUGACUAAUAUCCUUGAGAUUCUAACGCCGGUUCAAGCGGCGGAUUUUCUUCUCGCCGGGAAAAAACGCCAUUUGUCGAUGCAUGAGUGGGGAAGAUCGAGAGAGCGUCGCCGGCUUGAAGCUUAUUGA